Messenger RNA from Musca domestica (house fly), 2358 nucleotides. RefSeq names its product phenoloxidase 2-like. The record is from RefSeq and is marked provisional. NCBI's taxonomy places the organism in Eukaryota, Metazoa, Arthropoda, Insecta, Diptera, Muscidae. Gene Ontology annotation, molecular function: oxidoreductase activity.
AGCAGUGCCUGCACUGAAGAACAGCAAAACAGUUCGCUAUUUCGGAAAUUAUUUACUAAAUUCAUUGGAGUUUUAAAAGUUUUGUUAAUUUUUUGAUCUUCUAACUAAAAGAAACCAUCAAAAACAAUCAUGACUGACAAAAAGAAUCUCCUGUUGCUGUUCGACCGCCCCACCGAACCGGUCUUCAUGGAAAAGGGCAAAACAUCGACGGUCUUCGAUGUUCCCGACAAGUACUUGACAAAACGUUACGAACGUUUGGGCAAUGAAAUCCAAAGUCGUUUCGGCGAAAAGGCUGAACAACGUGUACCGGUUAGAGAAAUAUCCCUGCCCGAUUUACGUAUUCCCAUGUCCUUGGGUCGUGAUGAACAAUUCUCAUUGUUCGUGCCACGCCAUCGUCGCAUUGCGGGUCGCUUGAUUGACAUUUUCGUUGGCAUGCGCACCGUUGAUGAUUUGCUCAGUGUUGCUGUGUAUGCCCGUGAUCGUGUCAAUCCCUAUUUGUUCAAUUAUGCCCUCUCGGUGGCUUUGUUGCAUCGCGAAGAUACCAAGGGUUUGGAUUUGCCCUCGUUUGCCCAGAAUUUCCCCGAUAAGUUUGUGGAUUCCCAGGUCUUCCGUCAGGUGAGAGAGGAAGCCACAGUCGUGCCCGAUGGAUCUCGCAUGCCAAUUGUAGUUCCUCGUGACUAUACCGCUUCCGAUUUGGAUCCCGAACAUCGUCUGUGGUAUUUCCGUGAGGAUAUGGGCAUCAAUCUUCAUCACUGGCAUUGGCAUUUGGUUUAUCCUUUCGAGGCUGGGGAUCGCCGUAUUGUCGAGAAGGAUCGUCGCGGUGAACUUUUCUAUUACAUGCAUCAACAGGUCAUUGCCCGCUACAACAUGGAACGUUUCAGCAACAAUUUGGCCCGUGUCACUAGAUUCAACAACUUCCGUGAACCCAUUGCUGAAGGUUAUUUCCCCAAGAUGGAUUCACUGGUUGCCAGCCGUGCUUGGCCACCACGUUUCGAUAAUACUUCCAUCAAAGAUUUGAAUCGUGAAUUGGAUCAAAUCAAUUUGGACAUUUCAGACUUGGAAAGAUGGCGUGAUCGUAUUUUCGAGGCCAUCCAUCAAGGAUUUGUGGUCGAUGCCAGCGGCAAUCGUAUUCCUUUGGAUGAACGUCGUGGUAUUGAUAUUCUGGGUAAUAUGUUGGAAGCUUCCAUCAUUUCACCCAAUCAAUCGGUGUAUGGUGAUUUCCAUAACAUGGGUCAUGUCUUCAUUUCCUAUGCCCACGAUCCUGAUCAUCGCCAUCUGGAGUCAUUCGGCGUAAUGGGUGAUUCAGCCACUGCCAUGCGUGAUCCUGUCUUCUACAGAUGGCAUGCCUAUAUUGAUGAUAUUUUCCAAGAACACAAGACCCGUCUGACACCCUACACCUUGCCUCAAUUGCAAUAUGAUGGUAUAUCCAUAUCUGGACUCCAGGUUAGCUCUGAGGGUGGUCAACCCAAUGUUUUGAGCACAUUCUGGCAACAAUCGGAUGUUGAUUUGUCCCGUGGCAUGGACUUCGUGCCACGCGGUAAUGUCUUUGCCCGUUUCACUCAUUUGCAACACACACCCUUCACCUAUACCAUUAAUGUCAACAAUGACAGUGGCGCCCAACGUUUUGGCACCGUACGCAUCUUCAUAGCCCCCAAGACCGAUGAACGUGGUCAGCCAUGGUUGUUCCGCGAUCAACGUCUGAUGAUGGUGGAGUUGGAUAAGUUUGUUGUGCAAUUGAAUCCUGGCCAAAACACAAUUCGCCGCCGUUCAACAGAUUCCAGUGUUACCAUUCCAUUUGAACGUACCUUCCGCAACUUGGAGGUUAAUCGCCCAGCCCAAGGUAGCCCCGAAGAAUUGGAAUUCAAUUUCUGCGGCUGUGGCUGGCCUCAACAUAUGUUGAUACCAAAGGGUUUGCCCGGUGGCAUGCGUUGUGAACUGUUUGUCAUGGUCUCCAAUUAUGAAGAUGAUCGGGUUGAUCAAACCCUGGUCGGUGCCUGCAGUGAUGCCGCCUCAUACUGUGGUGUCCGUGAUCGUCUCUAUCCCGAUCGUCGCGCCAUGGGUUAUCCCUUCGAUCGUUUGCCUCGUCAAGGUGUUGAUCGUUUGGUCCAAUUCCUGACACCCAACAUGAGCAUUGUUGAUGUAUCGAUUCGUCAUGAUGCCAACAGAGUUGUAAUGAGACAAUAAGUUUUCUCCAGGCGGCAGCGAUGAUGAUGACAACGACGACGACCAUGUGCAACAAACCGAAUGUGAUUGUGAUUCUGAAAAUAUGUUUUCGAAAAUUAAUAUUUAAUCAAUAAUUUAACCUUAUUCAGUGCACUUCAUAAAUUAUUAAAUAAAAGCCAUGAAUGGAAAUAGCAA